GCGGGCUACUUGAACUGAGAGAAAGCAGGUUCCGUUUCUCCAUGGCUGUGUUGUAGUUGUUCGUGUUCCGCUCGGUUCGGUUCGGUUCGGUUGUGGUUGAUCGAAGAUGGACUCGUAGCUAGUUUUCGUCCCGCGGAUUGUGAUCAGUCUCCCGCCACAGCUCUCGUUGCCAUCUCAACUGUUUUGUUUUAGUUUCUUAAAGUUUCUCCAGCCGAACUUCAGCAACUGCUGCUCUAGCAGUCGGAACCCGAACCUUCGGCCGAACUCCUCUCUCCUACGACAGCGGGUUCCUGCAGCGGAGCGGUGAGCAUGUCUGCAGCCGGCAGGAGCGCGGCCCCCGGCCUCCACAACCAGGAGAACAUGCUGUCCAGGCUGAGAGGCGCCAUCAAAGCCCGGCCUGCAGCCAACGAGAACCAGGAGAACCUUCCCCCCAAACAGGCCGCCGGCAGAACCGUCUUGGGAGCUCUACAGAACAAGCAGCGGAACCAAACCCAGAACCUCCGCGGCGGGAAGCAGGAGUGUGCACAGCCCUCAUCCUCUAAAGCUGAGGAUUUUGGGAAAAACUUCUUUGAAAAGCCGCCUGCCAAGCAGCCGGCCUUCCAGAUCCACGUGGAUGAACCUGAUGGAGCCUGCACCAAGAAACCUGUGGCUGAGGCGGUCAGAGCCAAGGCCGCAGUCCAACGCUCUCCUGUGGCCGUCUGCAGCGCCGUGACGUGCCGACAGCCUCUGGCGGCCAUCAAUGUCCCGUCAGUUUUGGAUGCCAGCUUUGAUUCUCCCAUGGACAUGUCAUUAGUCGAGGCAGACGAGAAACAAGUUAAUGUCAACGAAGUCCCGGAAUAUGCAACGGAAAUUCAUUCGUACCUGAGGGAAAUGGAGGUGAAAACCAGACCAAAGGCAGGCUACAUGAAGAAGCAGCCGGACAUCACAAACAGCAUGAGGGCUAUUCUGGUAGACUGGCUGGUGGAGGUUGGAGAAGAGUACAAGCUCCACAAUGAAACACUUUAUCUGGCAGUGAACUACAUCGAUCGCUUCCUCUCAUCGAUGUCUGUCCUGAGGGGCAAACUCCAGCUUGUUGGGACUGCUGCCAUGCUGCUGGCUUCGAAAUUCGAAGAGAUUUACCCUCCUGAGGUGGCAGAGUUCGUCUACAUCACAGAUGACACUUACACCAAGAAGCAAGUGUUGAGAAUGGAGCAUCUAGUGCUCAAAGUGCUCUCAUUUGAUCUGGCUGCACCAACAAUAAACCAGUUUCUUACUCAGUACUUCUGCCACCACACGGUCAACAAACAGGUGGAAAGCUUGGCAAUGUACCUCGGGGAGUUGAGUUUGGUAGAUUCGGACCCCUUCUUGAAAUACCUGCCAUCUCAGACGGCGGCUGCAGCCUACAUCCUCGCCAACAACACGGUGACCGGAGCUUCCUGGCCUAAAUCCUUGGCAGAGAUGACGGGCUACAUGCUGGCAGAUCUGAUGCCAUGCAUAGAAGACCUCCACAAGAUGUACCUGAACGCCACUCAGCACGCCCAGCAGUCUGUCCGUGAGAAGUACAAGUCCUCCAAAUACCUUGAAGUCUCCACUAUGGCUGUGCCCUCCAAGCUGCUGCUGAAGUGACCUGCGUGUUGAUGUGCUGUCUGUCUUUUUAAUCAUUUUUUGUAAAUGACGUAGCGGUUUUAGACGGCAUGUUCUGCUCCUUUUGGAGUUGUUUUUUGUUUUUUCAUUUUAAAGAGGUUUUAAUAUUUUUAUAUUUCUAGUCUCAGCAUUUACGCCAUGUACAACAAGAUUAUCUAAUCAAUGGCUUUUAGUGUCAGUCUUUACUCGGUGCUGCUUGGAUAUGCAGUCUAAAUGAUCUGCAAAUGUUUCAACCUAAAGAUGCCGGCAGUGUUUUCAUCUUUUCAGAGGGACUGCCUGAUGUGAUGCAGAUUAAAGAGUGACUCUAUGAUC
Oryzias melastigma (Indian medaka) is the source of this 1935-nucleotide messenger RNA. RefSeq names its product cyclin A2 (gene ccna2). NCBI's taxonomy places the organism in Eukaryota, Metazoa, Chordata, Actinopteri, Beloniformes, Adrianichthyidae. Gene Ontology annotation, biological process: regulation of cyclin-dependent protein serine/threonine kinase activity; mitotic cell cycle phase transition. Gene Ontology annotation, cellular component: cytoplasm; nucleus; cyclin A2-CDK2 complex. The record is from RefSeq and is a predicted model, not a curated record. Gene Ontology annotation, molecular function: cyclin-dependent protein serine/threonine kinase regulator activity. Bases 310 to 1605 code for a protein of 431 amino acids. The transcript has 8 exons.